UGUGCUCUCAGUUUUCUUAACCUAACCUCAAAACUUCACGUCGCGGUACCGCGCGAACGUGCACAAGCCCGCGUUUGUUAUGGAUCACCGAUUCAAAAACGAGAGGUAAAUUAUCUUCCCGAACGAAUUUUCAAGCGGACGAAAACAAUGGGUGCCGAGGGCAAGGUCGAGCGAAGAUUGUUGCUGAUCUACUGUUCCUUCACCUGUAUCUAUUUGACCAAUAUUCUGGCGAUAAUGAAAUUCAGCGACAAGCUGCACAUAGUCGGGAGGUACACGUUCCUGUCCGUGCUGUGGGUGCUGAUAUUCGCCGAGGUGGUGAAGCUGGUGUUUCCGAUGCUUCAGCCAGAAGCGCCCACCAUAAUCAAGGUCGAGCCGCGAAGGGCCAAGAAGUCCUGGGGCAAUCUGAGGGAGAUCUUCAAGUUCCUGCUCGCUGCGCUCGCACUGUCGUUGGUCUAUUACGUGAUCAUCGUGUUGUUCGGCGCACCGGUGCUGACCGAUCACGAGGAGACGACGAUGCUCGUGCUCACACUGGUCACGUUGACCUUCAUCCCUACAAGCUUGCACUUGGGAGUGGACGGUGCGCUGGACAUGCUGAUGGGAAUUUACUCCCAAAAAGGCGGCAUCCUGGCGGACGCUUUGAGGCUCAAUAUACAGCUGACGAUACUGGGCACCUGGCUGGGUGCUACCGUGAUCCCUCUGGACUGGGAUCGCUACUGGCAGGCUUGGCCGAUUCCUUGUGUGAUUGGCGCGCUGCUCGGCUAUCUGACUGCACACUUCGUCACUCUUCUCAAGAUGCUUUCUGUCUUUAGCACACUUGGAAAAAGUUUGUCAUUACCGUUUUUCUCGAAGUGACAAGAACGUUGAGAGUCGCGGUGGUCGACUUGUGCGACAAUAUAAAAGAGGAGUGACAUAAGUUCGCGCCCAUUUCUCCGGUAACGCGUCGAUUGUUCGAGAG
Molecule: messenger RNA, 955 nt
Organism: Pseudomyrmex gracilis
Lineage: Eukaryota; Metazoa; Arthropoda; Insecta; Hymenoptera; Formicidae
Gene: PIG-F
Product: phosphatidylinositol-glycan biosynthesis class F protein
Exons: 2
Coding region: 148-852 (234 amino acids)
Biological process (GO): GPI anchor biosynthetic process
Cellular component (GO): endoplasmic reticulum membrane
Source: RefSeq, a predicted model, not a curated record